Molecule: messenger RNA, 5522 nt
Organism: Pleuronectes platessa (European plaice)
Lineage: Eukaryota; Metazoa; Chordata; Actinopteri; Pleuronectiformes; Pleuronectidae
Gene: wnt2
Product: wingless-type MMTV integration site family member 2
Exons: 5
Coding region: 318-1370 (350 amino acids)
Biological process (GO): canonical Wnt signaling pathway; cell fate commitment; neuron differentiation
Cellular component (GO): extracellular region
Molecular function (GO): cytokine activity; frizzled binding
Source: RefSeq, a predicted model, not a curated record
UCAUUCCUGAGACGGGAGUCUGCCCACCCCUUGUGUAAAGCAAUUUAAACCUGAUAGGACAUCAUCUGCCUAUCUCCACUCAGGAUCUCUGCCGGACUAUUACACAGUCGCUCUUCACUUUCCGCGCUCAUACGCGCGUUCCCACCGUGGCAUGGCUUUUACGCGCAGACCUCCGUCCACCAGUGUGAUUUCUUCUUAAUCCAAGCUUGUUUAUUUUUGUAGAUUGAGCAAGUUGUGACUUCUCAAAUGUUUCUUAUAUUUCUUUCAUCCGUGGAAAUGCUCCGUCCAGAUCCAUAAAGGAACAACGACUGGUUAAUAUGAACUUGUUGCCAAGUGGAAUAUGUUUUUAUCUAUCUGUGGCAAUCUGCUGGCUGACGGCCGAGGUCGAUGCGUCCUGGUGGUACAUGGGCACCCUGGGCUCCCAGGUCAUGUGUGACAACAUCCCUGGCCUGGUGAACAAGCAGCGCCAGCUGUGCCGCCAACACCCCCGAGUGAUGCAGGUCAUCGGGGCUGGGAUGAAGGACUGGAUCUCAGAGUGCCAGCAUCAGUUCCGCAGCCACCGCUGGAACUGCAACACCACGGCGAGGGACCACAACCUGUUCGGACGCCUGCUGCUGCGCAGCAGCCGCGAGGUGGCCUUCAUGUACGCCAUCUCCUCGGCUGGUGUGGUUUACACGUUGGCGCGGGCCUGCAGCCAGGGUGAGCUGGACUCCUGCUCCUGCGAUCCCACUAAGAAGGGCUCCUCGCGGGAUGCCAAGGGCUCCUUCGACUGGGGCGGCUGCAGUGACCACGUGGAGCACGCCAUGCGCUUCAGCCAGGCCUUCGUGGACGCCAAGGAGAGGAAGGAGAGGGAUGCUCGGGCCCUCAUGAACCUGCACAACAACCGAGCCGGCAGGAAGGCUGUGAAGCGCUUCAUGAAUCUGGAGUGUAAAUGUCACGGCGUCAGUGGGUCGUGCAGCGUGCGGACCUGCUGGCUCGCCAUGGCUGACUUCAGACGCACCGGCGACCACCUACGGAAGCGGUACAACGGCGCGGUGCAGGUCGCCGUCAACCAGUACGGCACCGGCUUCACUGCUGCACACACGCACUUCAAACGACCUAGCAAGAACGACCUGGUGUACUUUGAGGACUCACCAGACUACUGCAUACGAGACCACGAGUCAGGCUCGAUGGGGACAGGAGGGCGGGUCUGCAACCGGACGUCCCGAGGAGUGGACGGCUGCGAGGUGAUGUGCUGCGGCCGGGGCUACGACACGUCCCGGGUCAGCCAGACCACCAAGUGCGAGUGCAAGUUCCACUGGUGCUGUGCCGUGCACUGCCAGGACUGCCACCAGCAGGUUGACGUGCACACCUGCAAAGGCCAGACGUGACCUCGCCGCCGCCAUCACUGAACACUACUGACCUUCUCACGUUACAGCAGCAAGGUCACACUGCGUCACGUAGAGAGACAGCAAGGGACUCGCCCACUGAUCACCUGUCAAUCAAACAGUAGGUAGUUAGAUUCUCUGUAAAAUGACGUUUAUGCCAAAAAAAACACGAGACACAAACAGGCCACGUCUGUGUGUCUGACCACGAAGCUUCAAGACUCCAGAUGAUUAGAGCAACAGGAGUAAUCACUAAAAUUAAUGAUCAGUGCAUUUAUUCAAAAAGAAACUAUAUCGAUAAACACUAAUUCACACCUUCUACAGUGAACUCUGUGAGUGUUGUGUUUCAGCACUUUGCAUUUGGAGCACUACUGUGCAAUCGAUUGUGGGGUUGACUUCCUGUGAGGUUAGUGUUUUAGCAUUGCCACUGGCUAACAGGAGUUGAAACAGAAAUGGUGAUAUUACAUACAUACAUUAUCUGAGGCCACUUUUUAAAGUCAUCCUCCCUCCAUAGUAGAAGCAGAGGAAUUAUGACAUUGUCUCCAAGAGAGAGCACUAGUGUUCCAUCAGCUUAUACUAUUCAUGACCGUUCAGACACCAUCUUGCUCCCAGUGCAACUUCAUCCCCGUCGUGUGCACGAAUAUGACCCCCCUUGUUGCUGAUUGGCUGGAACAGUGUUGUGCUGUUUGGGUUAUCCAGCGUUCAGGUUUCCCAAAUAAAAAGUGUAUUUUAUUAUAAUCAGCCACCCCACCUUUAAAUCAGAGUUACAGAAAUUAUCAGGUGUAGAAAUAAAUCUGCUGGUCCGAGUUCUGACAGUUCGGAGGUAAACAGAUAUAAAAACACAGCAGCCCCGAGGACUGUGCACUGAAAAUAUAUCUGAAGUUAUGUAAUCUACUGUAGUUAUGGCAGAUCUGUGACCAGGGGCAGAGUCGCCUCGUUCACUGUGUCGUUCUUGAGAAUUUCAAAAUUUUCCAACAGUUUAAUGCAAAGCAGAAACAAGCCCGUCCUUAUCCAGGUCUCCGGCUGCUGGCUCUGAUCGCAGGAUGUUUUCUCCCUCACCUCACGUGUGAGGAUUAAGAUCAUUUGUUAUCAUCAGUCGUCAUCGCUGACUCUUUUCCUCUCUUGUGUUUCCACUUUGUAACAGUAUCAUUUAGAAUCUCUCUUAUACAGCACAUACAUUAUCAUUUGUUUCAGAUGUAAAACAAAAAGUCUGUUAAUCUCAUCCAGCGGUUCGUGUGUCAUCUUAAACCAGAGACUGUGACGUGCUUUCCUUUAGUCUGCUGCUCUCUGUAAUUCGCUGAGUGGAAUUACAUGCAGCACAACAGUACACUGGGAGAUUUCACACAUACUGUUUAACAUCUGCUUCAAAUAAAAUUUAUGAAUUCAGAGGCUUCUCUCAAGUUUAUGCGCACUACAGCCAUUUUAUAUAUAUAACAUAAUGGUUAACAGACACUGUACUUGGUGGUUCUAUUCAUGUAUUUAUAACUAUAAUUCCUGUGGUGGGCGCUCAUAAGUUAUGUCAAAUAUAAAUGAAAACAAUGAAGUAACUAUGAUCAAUCCACCUUCAAGCAGGUAAAAAUAAUAACCGUAUCAAGCGUGAUUGUGCCUCUUUCACCAUCUAUAGGCAAAGAAAGUAACAGCCUCUGCAGUUCUACCACUAGUGCCACCUGCAGGCAAUGAGAAAAGAAAAAGAAAAGAAAAACGUUUUCGCACUUCAGGGCCUGUUCACACAUACGCAAGUGUUUAGUGGCCGUCUGUUCACUUUGAAUCUGAAUGAGCAAGAGAGUGAAUGAAACAUUUGCCUCCUGUGUCGAGGAAAAUCAUAGCGUGGCUUCACCUGUUGUUCAACUUUGGUGAACUCUGACCCGCAAUAUUUGCUUUGCAUUCGCGUAUGUGACCAGGCCUUAACUCUGCAAUUUAUCUUAUCAGCCGAACUUCCAUUCUGAUGCUGGAGCAAGAAUGUGGGCAGUGGGGAAUCUUAAAUCUGUCCCAUCAGACAGAAACAAGGUGAACAUGGGUGAAAUGUUUGAAGACAGUGAAUUCUAGAAGUGGAAAUCUUCCAUUCUCGUAAACAAGCAGAUCAAGUCCACUGUGCCAAUGACCAGCAGUGUAAACUUUGAAGUCUUCAGUGUUAGGCGGAUAAAAGAUCAUAUGUUUAAGGUUAAUAGAAGUUAAAAAUGUCACAUUUGACAAGUUUAAACACUUACUGCAGCCAUUAAGAGGACAGGACCUCGCAUUCUUACCCUAUGCCUGUAGGUGGCGCAGGCUCGUCUGGGACUCCAUUUGUAAUAGGAUCUGCUGCUCUUAAAUGUCAUAAAAUGCAGACAGAUCAUAUUGUGUACAUGUAAACACACUUAAUAAUCUUGUCGCCUCCAAACCAGCGUCAACAUCAGUUCAAGGAAACAGCGUCUGAACACAUUUAAGUUAUCUCUAAAUCCUCGUUAGUCAUUUCAUGUAUUUAUUUACACACGUCUGUAAGAAUAUCUGAAGUUUAUUUGUGAAGAAGAAAUAUUAGUGUCACACAAUAGCUAGACUGUAGUAAACACAACUCAUUGGAUGAGGUAAAAACCUGCGUUUUAACACAUUCAGAUUGGAAAUGAGUUUGUUUUUAUCCUUUAAGCAGACGCAACUUGUUUAUAGAGGCAUCCCACUUGGCUUUGUUUGUUAGUGUAAAUAUGUUGUGUAAAUAAAGAUCAGAUAUAUAGCGUAUGGAACCAUUAACUUUAACCCACAGACCGGUCACACAUCCUAUAUAAUAACGUUAUUUCACUCAGUCCAGGAUUUAUAAUCAGUCACCUCCAUGUCAAAAUCAUCACACUCCCUGUGUUCGAUUCUGAGAUUGUUACCAUGAUGAACGGACCACACACAAAUAAGACAGCUUCUGUUCCCGGUUUUAUUCUCAAGUCUCAUUUAAGGAGUUUCUUUUUUUAGCUUAACCUACAAAUCAAGUACUUAACGUGUUUGUCGGUCGUUUUCUAAAACAACCCGUUUGAUUUUUGCACAAACUGUAUUUAUCCUUAUCUGUUCCUUUCUGUGUGCCAUGAAAAUCUAUGAACACUGCUGAAAUGUGUCCUUUGUUUUGUCUUCGAGGAAACAUCGAUGCAGCAUUCAUUUGUCAAAACCUCCUCGAUCACUCAAUUAUUUAGAUACAGUGAUCAGAUUCUCAAACUGAGAAUAGGUUUAAGUUUAUAAAAAAACUGAGCUUGUUCUCAAUCAUUUUAAACUGUCAUGAAAAGUUCUGUUUUCCGGUAAAGAACCAAACUUCCUUUCAAAUAAGUCACAUUCUUAUGAUGACGCCAGGAUCACUUCAAGGAUAUACAACGGGAUUUUGAGAAGGUCAUAAUAUUGCAAGAAAAAGGUAAUAUGAUGAAAAGAAACUCAUUUUAGGAAAAAAAUAAAAAAAUGUUUUAUGGGUCAUAUUAUGAGAGAAAUCAUGUUACAAGUUUGACUACAUCUCAUUUUAGAAGGCCAAUAUCAGAGAAUCAGUCCCUCUUCUACAUUUUAAAGAUUGAUUUAUUCAUUAGUGAAAUCUAUACUUUUUGGCUCAUCAGCUCCACAACAUAAGUAAUAAAUCAGACUUGAGAUGUGCAAGAAACUGCAUUUAUUCAGAAGAACCCACCGACCUCAUACCUGUUCUGUUGGCUGCUGAUAUUUCCUAAAAAUGUAUUUUUCCUCGAGAUAUUUUUUUCAGUUUAAAUGACGUUAUUUUUUGAAUAUUAAGACCGUAUUCUCAAAAUGUCAGUGUUUUCUUCAAUGUGGCCAUAUAAAGCAGCCUCCGUCAGCAUCAGUGAAGACCGAAGCAGUAGCAGGUUCAACGGGUUAGUGAGGUGUGAUUUUGUGGAUGACAGCAUUAAUCCAGUGGCUGGAGGAAGAUGUGAAGGAUUCCACAGACAAAUAAUCCAAUUUACCAGCUUGUCUCCUGCAGCAGCUCCAGCUGACGGUCAACUGCUUCUGUUGUGAGGCUCUGAGUGAAUCAACUUGUUGGAAGAAGCUGCUUGCAGCAAUACACAAAAAGUCCUUUAUUGUAUUUUUUGUCUUUUCACUUUUUUAAUGAUGGCAAUUUAUCACCUCUUUUUGUACAACAAAAGAACAGCUGUAAAUGAUCGAAAACCCCCCAAAAAUGCAAACAUAUCAAAUAAAGUCAAAACCGAUUCUGGA